UUGUUUUUUAGUUUGUUUUUGAACUGUUGUGUUGAACUUUCAUUAUUCUUUUAUAUAUAGAAGGUUCAAAAGUAAUAUUGUUUAGUUUUAUCGUUUAACUUGUCAUAAGAUAUAUUGUUUGGUUCAAUGUUUUUACUAAUUAAGAAGUAAAACACUUCUUCAAAGCUUAAAGAAAAUAUGUAUGAUAAUUUGAAAGAUCCGGUGUUUCUAAAUGAAUUGUCAAAGAGAAUUGGUCGUGACUGGAAAAUUCUAGGGCGCCAUUUAUCAAUAAGUGAAAAUGAUCUCGAAUUAAUUGACUAUACCAAUGAAAAGGUUCAAAUGAAAGCUUAUGAAAUGUUUAAAAAAUUUUUAAAAAAAAGCAUUACUUUUAAAGAUAUCCGUAAUACUCUGUUGGACAUGGAAAAGUCGGAUUUGGUUAAAGAAAUUGAUCGCCUCGCAAAAACAUCAGAAAAAGACAACUCGAACUUAACUGGAGAGUUAGUAAGAGACAAUGCUCAGUUAUGUGGAAAGUUAGAAAGAGACAAUGCAGUUCAUAAGCGGCCAAUCAUGGAAAUUCGAGAGGAAAUAAAAAUUUUUAUAAAAAUAGGAAUGGACGCAAUUUUAAGUUUUAAUGCAAAUGAUAAAAUAAUAGAUUUAGGAGUUGCUGUUUUGCGAAAUGUAAUAAAUAUAAUUACAAAAGAACCAAGUUACAAAACAGAUGAAGACUUUUUGAAAAUGUUAAGAAGUUCAUAUGAAACUAUAGGAGAUAUUUACACCUCUAACUUCAAUUCAAAAUUUCAGGGAAAUAAUUACGAAAACAAAACCCAAGAAAAAUAUUAUAUAGCAAUCGAUGCAUACGAAAAAUGUUUCGAGUAUAAUCGCUACUUGUGUAUUCAUUUUGGUUAUAACUAUGAGAACAUUUUAAAUAAAUUAGUAGAAAAGCUAGAUAAACCUACUAAUUAUGGCUAUAAUGUCUCAGUGAGAGACGCUUCAAAGUAUGAAAGGUAUAAUAACCAGUAUAAAUCUGGAAAUUUAUAUGAAAAAGGAAAAAGUUGUCUGCAAGAUAAAGAUUUUGAAAAUGCCAUUUUUUUUUUUGAAAAAGAAAUAAGUCAGCCUUGUUGUUUAGAUACUCAAGGAAGUUCAUAUAUACAAGUUGCAAUGAUAUUGCAAUAUUACCACGAUAAAACAAAGCAAACUUUUUACAAAUCAAUAGAGUAUUACAACUAUGCUAUUGCUAUUUUUUCAAACGGAGAUGAAAUUAAUUGCGCUGGUGACCUAAUAGACUGUUUCUUUCAUUUAUACAGAUUAUUAUCUAGCCCAGAAACUUUCAAGUUUGAUUCAAGUUGGGCUAAUGAAAACAAGUCAAAAGAAAUAUUUGAUUUAAAAGAACAAUAUAUAAAUGAUAAAGCUGAUCGUCUUUAUAUACAAGCUAAAAUAUAUGCGUGUAAACGGUUCUCUUGGAUGAAUGACAGAAAAGAAAAUCUAGAUCCUGAAAAAGUUUUAGAGUAUUGCAGAAGAGCAUUACAAGCUAGUGAUAAAUCCGUUACUAUCAAAACAAAAAUAAAUUUUCUCAUGGCGUACACGUACAGCUCUCUGAUGGUCGAAAAAGACUUAAACUGCUAUCAAAAUGCCAUUGCUUGUUGCCAGGAUGCACUUAAGACAUACUUAAACAACAGUAACCAAGAGUAUGCAGAACGUGUUGUUACUAAGUCUAUAACGUUAGCAUACUUACCUGAAACUAAAGGAUUUCAAAAUAUUUCUACAGAUGACACUAAGCCUCUGAGAGAUCUUUUAGAAGAGAUUUGCAAUUCAAACAACUAUAAAAUUAAUGGUUUUAAAGAAAUGUGGAAAUCAUAUAACUGCCUAAACAUCCAAGAUAUUCAUAUAUGUGACUCCUUUUUAUUAGAAAGGCAAAGUAGUCUAUUUAGAGAUAUGAUAAACGACAAAAGUAUAGCAAAAAGCAAAGAGUACAAAGAUAGUAUUGAGGAAGAAAAGGAAAUUUUUAAUACAACAAAAACGAGGCUUGCGCAUAUUGAGAAGAUUCCGCAUUUGUAUUGGUAUUAUUAUGCGUUUCAUAAAACAUUAAGCGACUGUUAUCAAACUGCCGUUUUAGUGAAAAGCGGAAAGGUUGUUUUAAACAAAAGUACUGUAAGCAGUAUGGUAGCAUCGCUUAUACUUGGGAUUGUUCCUUUUAUCCCUAAACUUGUAGAGGAAACCAUAACCAAAGUUUUGGAAUUUUUGGAGUCCGUAGAAAUGAUUCAGGCUGCAAUUAAUACAACUAAACUUGCCGUUAGCCAAACUCAGUUCGAUAAUAUGGUUAUGGAUAUUAUUGUAAGCAUAAUUUUUGAAAAUCAAGAUUUAAUUUUAGCAAAAAAAUCUCAAAAAAAAGUCGCAAUGAUGUGGUAUAAUGAAUUCAUCACCUUUUGUAAAAAAGUUUCCAAUAAAUUUGAUGAAAAAAUAUACGGUAAUGAAUAUCCAGAAGACAUGCAUAAACUAGGAAAUAAAGAUGCUACUAAAAUUAUUUCUAAUUGGAUUUCAAACGGAUUUAUUUAUGGGGGAAAUAAUGGUGCUUCUUUGCUUCCAAACAAUAUAAAACAGCGACUAAAAGACGCAAUUCAUAAAGAAGUUUUGGGAAAUGAUGUUACUGAUGCUGCUCAUGAUGUGACUGAUGCAGUUGUUUUGUUUGAAUCAAAUGAACCAGAAAAAAAGAAGUGUUGUUGCUGUUGUUGUUGCUGUAAACACUGUUGUUGUUGUACGCUGAUGUAAAGAAUGUUUUGGUUUAAAAAAAGAAAGUACUCUAAUGUAAACUCUGGUUGUGACUGUUUAUACUAAUAAUUUUACACUAUGACAUUAAUAGUUAAUAGUAAUGAUUUCAAUUUAAUUGUUUAGGUAAUAAGUGUUUUGUUGAUGAAAUUAUGGUUUCGCUUAAUAUGCAUAGUUAAUUAUAAUUAUUUAUAAUGUUUUA
Messenger RNA from Hydra vulgaris (swiftwater hydra), 2944 nucleotides. RefSeq lists its product as uncharacterized. Gene Ontology annotation, biological process: signal transduction. Gene Ontology annotation, molecular function: protein binding. The record is from RefSeq and is a predicted model, not a curated record. Lineage: Eukaryota; Metazoa; Cnidaria; Hydrozoa; Anthoathecata; Hydridae.